Pediculus humanus corporis (human body louse) is the source of this 1572-nucleotide messenger RNA. RefSeq lists its product as uncharacterized. NCBI's taxonomy places the organism in Eukaryota, Metazoa, Arthropoda, Insecta, Psocodea, Pediculidae. Gene Ontology annotation, cellular component: nucleus. The record is from RefSeq and is a predicted model, not a curated record. The transcript has 4 exons. Gene Ontology annotation, biological process: DNA repair. Gene Ontology annotation, molecular function: single-stranded DNA binding; metalloendopeptidase activity; polyubiquitin modification-dependent protein binding. The coding region runs from base 1 to 1572 and encodes 523 amino acids.
AUGUAUUUUCCUGAUGGCGAAGAAAUCGAAGGAAAUUUUGAGGGCGAUUUCGAUUUCAUUGAGAGCAUUUACGGUUCCGUAAACAAGAGUAGAAAUAGCAAUGAUAAUAGAGAUAAAAAUCCAGUGGAUUUGACUCUCGAAUUAAAAGAUCCUACGCCGAAUAUUCAAGAUUUAUUCGUUAGAUUUGAUAAAAAAUUUUUUGAUGGAGCACUCGGCAUGGUUUUAGUGACUUGGAGUAAGAGAAUGACCAGUUGUGCCGGAAUGUGUUAUUUUCAGGGUCGAGAAGGAUUUUGUAGAAUUGCUCUUAGUGCACCAUUAUUAUCAUUAAGACCCAGAAAAGAUCUUGUCGAAACCUUAUUACAUGAAAUGAUACAUGCCUUUUUAUUUGUCACCAAUAACAACAAAGACAGAGAAGAUCAUGGAACUGAAUUUCAUAAACACAUGUCUAGAAUCAAUCGUGAGGCUGGAACAAAAAUAAGUGUUUAUCAUACAUUUUUUGAUGAAGUGGAAUAUUAUAAACGUCAUGUUUGGAGAUGCAAUGGUCCCUGUCAAUACGAAAAACCAUAUUAUGGCAUUAUUAAACGUUCAAUGAACAGGGCUCCAGGAGCUCAUGAUUUUUGGUGGAAUCGUCAUAAAAUUGAAUGUGGAGGAACUUUUUUGAAAAUUUCAGAACCAACUGUUAAAAAAAAGCAAAUCGCUAACACAAAACGCAAAAAAGCAAAAAUUGUGGGGAAUGUAAAAACUAUAACAAAAUACUUUUCAAAUAAUGUAUCAAAAGGUCAAGUGUCAUCAAAUUCUAUUUUAACUAAUAAUAGUAGUGCGAUUCACACUAUGGUAACUCCAUCCAUCCUAAAUCCUAAAAAUAAUACUCAAGAAUUUAACAAAAUUAGUUCUGAAACAACUGGAAAAAUAAAUGCAAAAUCUUCCCUAGUGGAAAAUUUAAAAUAUUCAAGUGCCGCAGAUCAUAAUAAUUUAUUAAUAGUUAAACAUAGUGAAUCAUCAGCAACAGGAACCAAUAAUAAAUGCAAUUUAUCUGUGCCAGUAAAUUCAAAUGAAAUUUGUGAUAAACAUUGUAGUGAAAAUGACUUAGUAGAAAGUAAUUCAGUGAAAAAUGUAGUUCGAAAUGUAUGGAGUAAAAAAUUUUUAUCAAAUGCAGUCAAUAAAGAAUUAACAACGUCUCAAGCUAAACAAGUCACGACGUCAAAAGAUGAGAAGAAUGAAAAAGCUUCUUCAUCUGAUAAAACUCUUGAUUCAUUUGAGGGAAAAGAGUUUGGGGAUGUAAAAAACAUGCAAAUCAAUUGUAUUGAAACAGAAGAAUUUGAACAAGAUAAAAAAAAUUGUUCAGUCUGUGAUAAAGGAAUUUAUUUGUUUGAAAUGAAAAAGCAUUUAGAAGAGUGUCCCGAAUUUACAUUUAACCAAGAGGCAUGCAUUCCAUCAAAUUCUCAAAUGAGUGAUGAUUAUGUAAUUUGUCCGUGUUGUUAUAAAAGAAUUAAUGAAAGUCUUAUUAAUAGUCACUUAGAUUCAUGUUUAACUUUGAUUGCAUUAAAAGAGGAAGAGGAUGAUUAUGUAUGA